This is a messenger RNA of Didymodactylos carnosus, 853 nucleotides long. Lineage: Eukaryota; Metazoa; Rotifera; Eurotatoria; Philodinida; Philodinidae. The record is from the annotation of a GenBank genome assembly.
UCGAUAAGAUUAUAUUGUUCUUUUUAUGGAUUAGUGGUUCAGGAUAUCUGCUUCGAAAGUGCAUUUAAGCAAGUCUUUGAUUUUGAGUAUUUCAGGUAUAGUAUUGAAUUUCUGCCGAGUCCGAAGACAAGUAGCUUUGGGGAUCCAACCGUCUUCGUUUACUAAUGGUUACCGAAGAAAUCCAAUAUCGUGCCGGAAUUGCUCAAAAUUAAAGACUUGCUUAAAUGCACUUUCGAAGCAGAUAUCCUGAACCACUAAUCCAUAAAAAGAACAAUAUAAUCUUAUCGAAGAAUUAUGAGAUAGAUACAAGUAGAUUGUUGGAAGAUCAUCUUCGGACAUCUGUUAUAAGAAAACCUCCUGAAAACGUUUCUGCUUAUGGAAACACAUUCGAAAGCCUUUUGGAUAGCAAAAACAACGAAAUUAUGUUUAUCAUUGUUAAGGGUUAUUCGAGAACUACUCAGGACCAUUCUUCUUUAAAGCGGAUCACACAUAGAAAUAUUUGCCAAGAAAACUUUCACUUAUGUUUUUGCACGUUAGAGAAAUUUUUAUUGUAGAAAAUGGAAGAGCACCAGAAUGCACAACAUUUGAUCCCCCUCGAUUGUGUUCUGGUGGUGGACAAUGUAUUAAAAUAAAUUGUUUAGGAGUAAUUCGCAAAAAGGAUCUUAAGAUACGAUUGAAUGGUGAACGUGAACUACAACAAAAGGAAUUCACAGCAUCAAAGAACUUAAUAACAUUCUUAUCAAUUCCAAAAAAUUCAACGUCAGCACCAUUACAUAUUGAAAUAGAAACAAAAAACCUACUAAAUGAAAGUCAACCAAUUAUACUAUUCAAUGCUCAUAUUCCAUACAUAUAG